AUGAGCGAUAGUCGGGGUCGUGUUUCUCUUCUUGCCGCGCUACUGAUUGCUGUCUGCAUCUUUUUAGAACUUGCAGUGCCGACCCUUGCGCGGCCGCUCAAUGGGACGGAAGACCUGCCAUCAGCGCAUGGGCUCAGCAUGAACCUCCAAACAGGAAGGAAGCUGCUCGCUGUCGGCACGUGCACGAUCGUCUCGACCGAUAAGCGGUUCACCGCUUAUACCUGCGGCUCGGGCGCUUAUGCCGACCGCCCAUACGCCGCCUGUUGCAUCAGCCCCACUAGUUGCCUGAGCGCGCGCAUCGCUCCGCGCUCCGACUGUUCCGCCAACGGAAUCUUCACCAGCCCCUCGUGCUGCUAUGAUACGAGCAGCCGCUCGCCGCCCGCUUAUAAUACGAGGAGUUCCAGUUCCGGAGACAGUCCGUCUUCCCCAGAAAGGAAGUUGUUGGUAGCGGGGAUUGUUGCUGCCGUUAUUGGAAUCGUGGUACUCAGUUGUUUGGGGUUCCUCCUGUGUUGCCUCGUGAAGAAGAGGACGAAGGAAGUGGAGAAGGACCGCCGGAAUUCCGCUUACGUUCCGGCGGAUCGGCCGGUGCCAGCACACCCGGCUUCCAGUGGUGAGCAGAAAACGUUCCUCCGUUCUUUCGUCUCCUUUUGCUACAGAAUGGGUUCGCUAGAACGGACCAGAAGGUCCCGCUGUGUAUUCAGGAGCGUCGUGAGUGAGUACGCCGGGAACGGCCAAGCUCGCGUCCCGAGAAGCGCUUAA
This is a messenger RNA of Klebsormidium nitens, 759 nucleotides long. Lineage: Eukaryota; Viridiplantae; Streptophyta; Klebsormidiophyceae; Klebsormidiales; Klebsormidiaceae. The record is from the annotation of a GenBank genome assembly.